Molecule: messenger RNA, 1014 nt
Organism: Saccoglossus kowalevskii
Lineage: Eukaryota; Metazoa; Hemichordata; Enteropneusta; Harrimaniidae
Product: neuromedin-U receptor 2-like
Biological process (GO): G protein-coupled receptor signaling pathway
Cellular component (GO): plasma membrane
Molecular function (GO): G protein-coupled receptor activity
Source: RefSeq, a predicted model, not a curated record
AUGCCGAUUGCACUUGCACUAGGUAUCGUUCUCAACAGUGCUUUCUUGUUCGUGAUUGCGCGUGUACCGUAUAUGAGAACUAUUACAAACUAUUACUUAGUUAACUUGUGUAUAGCAGACAUACUCUACAUAUCGUUUGCUGUUUCGGAUAAGUUACUGCGUUACGAGACGUCGGCGGUUGCGAUUGAUCAAAGUAUUCAUGGUGAAAUUGGUUGUAUUGUAUUUUAUGGAAUCAUGGACAUCGCUUACUUCGUAUCACUAUUCACGGUUGUGUUGUACACUGUGGAGAGGUUUGUCGCAAUCACGUUUCCAUUCAGAGCACAGAUGAUGAGCAGUAAGAAAAGAACUUUAAUAUUGAUUGCGAUCACCUGGUUAACUGCCAUCGUGUUUGCAAUUCCCUCAAUGGUUGGUAACUCUGAAAGACAUGUCAUGCAUUUUAUCUGGCCGCCGGGCUACGACAGUUUUCCCGAGGUCGUCGAGACAUGUUACACCACCAACGGUGACCUGGCGUACUUAGCUGUCGGUAUCAACGUUAUACCGUUUUGUCUGUCACUGGUGAUAGUAGUUAUUCUCAACGCCAUCAUAUGCAUCAAGAUUUUACGUGAGAAUAAAAUUGGUGAGUCGGCUCGGUCUAAAAGCAGUUUAACCGCUCGUAACCAAGUCGUACGUAUGUUGUUCGUCACAAGCAUACUGUUCUUCAUACUACUCUUUCCGUUUGAAUUUGCAUCUAUAUCCCCGCUCUUUGACCCGGACCCAGCCGGUACAGGGGCAAUCCCUGUAGAAAUAUUUGGAGCCUGGAUUCAAUACUCACGAGUUCUUUCCUAUAUCAACUCAGUCAUCAACCCUAUAAUAUACAAUGCCAUGAGUGCCAGGUAUAGAAGAGCUUUCAUCAGGGCGUUUUUUUGUCGUGAAGCUGGAAAAACAGAAAAAAAGAGCACAUCUUACACAACAAGGACAACAACCGCUGAUUCAAGUGUACUCUAUACGCAAAUAAGUCUAAAUAAGUCUAAAUAG